This is a messenger RNA of Cylicocyclus nassatus, 2267 nucleotides long. Lineage: Eukaryota; Metazoa; Nematoda; Chromadorea; Rhabditida; Strongylidae. The record is from the annotation of a GenBank genome assembly.
AGAAGCGAUCUCAGCAAUGCUUCGCGCUUUGCAGCAUGACACGGUGAAACACUGUUUUCGAACAGUGUCCACUUCAACUGCAGCUUUCCAAGAUAUUGAUCUCAGUGAUCCAGAACAACUACGAUUGCAUAAACUCUACCGCCCAGAAAGAAUCACCCCCUCAAAAAGGGGUGUGGAAUUGCUGAAAACUCCCCGCUUAAAUAAGGGCAUGGCAUUCUCUCUGUAUGAAAGGCAAUACCUUGGAAUACAUGGACUACUUCCACCUGCUUUCAUGACUGAAGAACAACAAGCGUAUAGAGUUAUGGCAAAACUUCGUGAACAACCAGAUGAUUUGGCUAGGUAUAUCCAGCUGGAUGCUUUGCAAGAUCGCACGGAAAAGCUCUUCUAUCGCGUGCUCUGUGACAACAUCAAAGAGCUGAUGCCAAUCGUCUACACACCCACUGUCGGAUUAGCAUGUCAGAAGUUUGGGUUUAUUUAUAGGAGUCCAAAGGGUAUUUACGUAACCAUCAACGACAACAGCAUCAGCAAGAUCUACCAGAUUUUGAGCAAUUGGCCGUCGAAGGAUGUUAGGGCUAUUGUGGUCACUGAUGGCGAACGAAUUCUGGGUCUUGGAGAUCUUGGCACUUAUGGCAUUGGUAUCCCAGUUGGAAAAAUGGCCUUAUACGUCGCUUUAGCUGGAAUACGACCCGAAUGGUGUCUUCCCGUCAUUCUUGAUGUUGGAACUAAUAAUCAGGGUUUGCUAAAUGAUCCAUUCUACACUGGUCUACGACGAAAACGAGUGCGUGGAGAAGAAUACGAUAGGCUUUUGGACAAUUUUAUGAAAGCUUGCACCAAGAAGUACGGCAGGGAUACACUGAUCCAGUUUGAGGACUUCGCCAAUCAAAAUGCAUUCCGACUUCUGGACAAAUACAGGAACGUCUACUGCACUUUUAACGAUGAUAUACAAGGAACCGCCGCUGUUGUUGUUGCCGGUCUUCUCACGGCUACACGAGUGACAAAAAAACCGCUAAAAGAUCAUAAACUUGUGUUCUUCGGCGCUGGAGCUGCUUCAACUGGUAUAGCUGAAUUAUGCGUUCGACAGAUGGUCGACGAAGGUGCUAGCGAAGAAGCAGCAUGUGCAAACAUUUAUCUUAUGGACAUUGAUGGCCUUGUUACAAAAAGCCGCAAACAAAUUGAUGAUCAUCAUGUGAAAUUUGCAAAGGAUAUGGCACCCACGAAAAAUCUACUUGAGGUAGUGAAAACUGUCAAACCCGAUGGACUUAUAGGUGCCUGCACCGUAGGAGGGGUCUUUACUGGAGAGGUUAUUAGUGAAAUGGCCAAAAAUCAUGCGCGACCGAUCAUUUUUGCCUUGUCGAAUCCAACUUCGAAAGCGGAAUGCACGGCAGAAGACGCGUAUCAAAAGACAAAUGGAUCGGUCCUUUUCGCAUCAGGAUCACCAUUCGAAAAUGUGGAACUCAAUGGUAGAAUAUACAAACCUGGUCAGGGUAACAACGCCUACAUCUUCCCUGGUGUAGCACUAGGAGCAAUACUCUUCAAGGCAAAGCAUAUACCAGAGAUGGCAUUCCUUCUCGCAGCCAGGCGCUGUGCCAGUUUUGUUUCCAACAAACAACUGGAAAACUAUGCGCGGCUUUAUCCUCGUCUGAAAGAUAUUCGAGAACUUUCUGUCCUCAUAGCUAAAGAUGUCGGUAACUACCUAUACGAGCAAAACCUAGCAACGCUGCAUCCAGAACCAGAAGACAAGGAUAUGUUUAUCCGCCAACAAAUUUACACCGUAGAAUACGAAGAAGUCAUCAACAAAACGUACGACUGGCCUGCAAAAGAUAUGAAACAUGGCUUCCCCGUACCCGUCAUGGAAAGAACAUCAAUGGAUGAGGAAUAAACCUUUUGCAUAGAAGUAGUAAUUAUCCCAUAGUGUUCAGUGCAGUGUUUUGGUUUGGUGACGGGAAUAUUAAACUGUCCGAAUCUCACGUUGCAUAAUUAUUUAUUCGUAAAUUAUUCGUACUCAUGGUUAUUUAGGGUCAGAACAGUGUCAGUGUUAUCGUUGUAAUUUGUGACGUGUAUUAGAAUUAUUUGUAUUUGUUUUUCCGUGAAGCUUUACUAGAUUUCACUUUGACGAGUUUUUUUUUGUGAGCUUGGUAUUUUUCAAAACUAUGUUUAUCAUUUAAAAUCAAUUGUUCCCCUAUAACUCGUGGUUUGUUCUUUUUCUACAAAGUUGAUGUUUCUUGUUAGGUAGUGAUUAUGUAUUGUUUCUCUUCUAUGAAGAUUAU